Molecule: messenger RNA, 6205 nt
Organism: Microplitis mediator
Lineage: Eukaryota; Metazoa; Arthropoda; Insecta; Hymenoptera; Braconidae
Product: organic cation transporter protein
Exons: 4
Coding region: 2216-3940 (574 amino acids)
Biological process (GO): transmembrane transport
Cellular component (GO): membrane
Molecular function (GO): transmembrane transporter activity
Source: RefSeq, a predicted model, not a curated record
AAAUUCAGUCUAUCACAUUAAACAUCUAGUUUACUUGUUCGUAAUAUUCAGUGCUAAAUUAAUUCAAAAUUAAUUUAGGCCACCGUAUUUAUAACUAAUAGUUUAUUAAUUAACUAAUAAUUAAACUUAUCAUAACAUUCUACGGGUAAUAUAAAAUGUGAGCGUAUGGAAAUGACUUGAAUAAUUUGUAAAGUUCAACUGGACUGUUUUUUAAAUGCAAGUGAAUUUAUUACAUGGUCAUUAACUCCUGUGUAAAUCAGGAAAAACGAUGAAGGAUUUUAACUCCACUUACUAAAAAUUAUGAAAUAAUUUAUGAUGGAUAUCAUAAUCAACGAUCAGUAACAAAUCAAAUGCAGAUAUGUCAGGAUCAAAAUAUAUCGCAAUAAAGUCUCGGUAAAUCUUUAUAUUGAAGACAACAUGCUCUCAAUUGUCGUGAUAAAAAAAAAAAUUUAUAACAUCGUGAUCAACGAUUACGUGUGUAUGUAUAGAAAAUGGAAAUAUUCUACUAUUUUUAUUAACUCAUAUACAACUUUAACAUAAUUAUUUGAUUAAUUUUUUUUUUCUAAUCGAACGUUUACAUAAAUUACGAUAUUCAGAAAAUUAUGACAAUUCAGCAAGGUCACUAAUUUAUUAGCGUUUGGAAGAAGAAUAUAAACGAACUAUAAUCGCGUGUUGUCCAUCUGCCGGCAACAGUUGUUCGUGAGAUCGUCUACAAAACACAAGUGUUCCAUUUAUUCAUUCUUUAUUAAACACACGUAAAUUAUCGAAUUGUUGAUUCAAGUGAAACCAUAAGUUCACUGCAGUAAAGGAGGACACAAAAAAAAACAGUUGAUAAUAAAUUAUCUGUACUGCAACCGUAUGCAGAAACCGCAACUGUAUGCUACAGUAAUGACGUCACAUAAAAAGUAUCAAGAAAAUUCGUAUGUCAUAUCAUAAUUAUUAAAUAAUAUAAUAUACCAAUUAGCAUACUCUGAUAUUUAUUUAUAUUUAUGUCGGAAAAAAAUAUCACAGCAAAUGAUAAAAAAAACUAUCUCACUUCUAAAUUUAUCAUCUCCGAGAUAUCCACGUAAAUAACAUGAAUUUAUUGACCCAGUUUACGUCUAUUAUUCACUUUUAAUUGCAAAACAUAAUUUCUUAAUUGAUCUGCAUAUCAGAAUAAUUAAUAAUCAAGGAGCUUUUAGUAAUUAAUAUAAUUACAGUUUAAAUACAAACAUUAAACAUUUACGGUUUAAAUUAUAAAACGUCUUGUAUUUAUUUUAUCAGACAACGCAGUCGUUAUCAGGGUGAAUCGAAUGUAAAAAAAAUCAUUAAAAUUAUAAAGACUCAAUUAUCCGUCAGUCAUAUAUACUAAUUUUUUUUUUUUUUUUUAUAAAUUAUUUGAAUAUUCAAAUUUCGUAACUGAUACUUUUCAUACUCCGGCAACAAUUAUUUAUUUAAUCUGACAAAUAAAAUGAUAAAUUAUUACGAAGCAGUCAUUAUAUAAAAAUUUAUAUAUCUUUCAAAGCCAAAGGAUUGAAUUCAUCAGAGUGGUAUACAAAUGAUAAUAUUUUUCAUGUAUUCACAGCAUUUAUUAGCUUCAGAGAUAUAAAUAUAAAUAUAUGCCAGUGGUAUAGAAGUUAAUUUAAAUGAAUAUAAAAAAAAUUCAUUCGAUUUAGUAUCACUACAAACAUGUUCCGAAAUUGACCUCACUUACUUAUACUUAAUAGGCUUAAUAGCCCCCUAUCGAGUGAAGUUUAUCGACAAUUUUAAUGUUGUAACAAAUAAAUUAAGGCAGAUGAAGUAGCGUUAUAUAUAAUACUGAGAUAUAACUGUUUGGGUUUUAUAAAAGUUUAGGCUAAGCUAAUUGUAAGCCGUGUUGACGAACGACGGGGAUAGUCUUAUGACGGGGAUAGUGAACUAAUAAUACAAGUGAACAGUACAGUUGUAUUGUAUUAUCGUAUAUCGUAUUUGUAUAAGCGAGAGAGAUUGUGGAUAAAAAAGGAAAGUCAAGGCAACUUCGAAAAAAUAACUGAUACCUCUCACUCACACGACUUCAAGUUGUCUUUCUUAUUUAGUCAGAGACUAUUACCAGAGGUUAGUAACCGAGUUCGUCAGUUCACUGUCGAGCGGUAUACGGGACUGAUCGGCUCCGACAGCUCAACGUCAAAAUUUUACGCGCAUGUGAUAAGUGAUUAUUAAUUUAGUUGAGAAACGUCAGCUUGAUCUGUGAUACAAAAUGGCGAGCGUCGACACCGAUCUUGAGGAGCUAAUGUCUCAUCUUGGUGAGUUUGGGAAAUAUCAGACAUUUCAAUUUUCCUUGCAUGUCUUGUCUGGAUUGCUGGCAGGACUUCACAUGCUGACUUUGAUAACUGUUGCUGCAGUACCUGAGCACAAGUGCGUUGUUCCUGGACUUGGUGAUAGACUGGGCUUAGAUUCUGCAGAACUAAGUUGGGAUAAUGUACCAGGUGUAAACGCAACUUAUACUAAUGGGACGAAACUUGAUGGCGUGUUUCUGAACUUGGAUUCCUGUUCUUACUUGGACGAGGAUAACAAGACGAAAUUAUGUGAUAAGUGGGUUUACGAUACUACCCAUUAUAAAUCAUCAAGAGGAAUCGAGUGGAACUUCGUUUGCUCGAAUAAAUGGCGAGGUGCAGUAGCACAAGCCACCUACAUGAUUGGUGUAUUCACUGGCGCUGUUACUUUGGGUAGUUUGGCUGAUAAAUAUGGUCGCAAAAUAAUAUUUUGCAUAUCAGCCACUGGACAACUUAUACUGGGUGUGUUGGUUGCUUUGGUUCCCGAAUACUUUACAUUCUUAUUAGUCCGGUUUUUGUACGGUAUCUUCGGAUCAUCGGGUGCCUACAUCACCGGAUUUGUACUUACGAUGGAAAUGGUUGGAGCAUCGAAAAGAACAUUUUGUGGAAUAAUGUUCCAAGUGUUAUUCUCAUUUGGUUUUGUCAUCGUUGCAUUCUGGGGCUACGUAAUAAAAGACAGAAUGUGGUUACAAAUAGUGUACGGUCUCCAUAGUAGUUUAUUGAUUGGACACUGGUGGUUAAUGGACGAGUCACCACGAUGGCUUUGGGCUCAGGGUCGUGCCAAAGAGGCUAUCAAAAUAGUCCAGAAAGCACUUAAAAUAAACGGCGAUAACACUCAACUAGACGUAGCUAAAUUCGUUUCUAAAAAUAAAGCCAAGCGGAGCUUACGAAAUGAUGAUUCAGGAUCAUAUGGUGCGAUUGAUUUAUUGAAGACACCGAACUUGAGAAAGAACUUCUUGAAUGUUUGUCUCAAUUGGUUUGCCAACGCCAUUGUUUACUAUGGUCUUUCUUUGAGCAGCGGAAAACUUGAAGGAAAUCCGUAUCUGAUGCUCGCUUUGAAUGGAGUCGUCGAAUUACCGAGUUAUGUUUUUACUGUACUAACAAUGGACAGAGUUGGAAGACGAUUCUUAGUCAGUUCUUUUAUGAUCAUCGGUGGUGUUUGUUGUGUUGUAGCGGCUUCUAUUCCUAAAGAUUUGUCAGGAUCUGCGGGUGCAGUAAUAGCUAUUGUACUAUUCGGUAAAUCAUGUAUUGCAAUAUCAUUUGCAGUUAUUUAUAAUUACACUGCCGAAUUAUUUCCUACUGUAUUGCGAAAUACGGCCCUUGGAAUAGGAUCUAUGUGCUGCCGUCUCAGUGGUGCUUUAACACCGAUGCUAUUGUUAUUGGAUACGCUUGAUCCUCGAGUUCCUGCUACAACCUUCGGUGGAUUCGCUUUGAUUGCUGGAUUCAUGGCUUUAUAUCUUCCGGAAACUGCUGGUCAUCCUAUGCCGGAAACUCUGGAAGAUGGUGAAAAAUUCGGGGUAGGGGAUACUUGUUUUACGACUUGCCUUGGACGGAGAUAUAAUAAAAAAGAUAUUAUGCUUAAAGCUGUUGAUGAUAAAAAUGGGGAAAAAGUCAUUGAAACUGAAGAAAAACUUAACAAUGGUACAUAAUUAGGAUUAAGAAAAAUAUCUGCCUUAAUAUUUGGUACGGGAAUACUUAUUGCCUUAAUUUAUAAUCAUUAUUAUUAAUCAAUUGCCUUAUAAAUUAACUACUUAAAAUUUUCCAUGUACUUCCGUAGCAAUAAGUGAAUUUUUAAAAAUAAAUGAAUAUUUUAUUAAUUAUUUUUAAAAAUUUAAUAAUAUCGUAAUUUAACUAAUGAUUAAAUUAAUCAAAUUUUUUUCCGGUUAUUUUCGGAAGUAAGAAUAUCUCAUGAUUUAUUAGAUCAUAAGAAUUAGUGCAUUAUAUGAAAAUAUAUAAAGUCGAUCAUAUGCAUAUUUAUGGAUAAUAUUUUUUUUUUUUAUGUUCGUGAAAAUUGAUCAUAUGUGAGCCAUAUAUGUAGUAUUUAUGACGUAUGUGCCUGUGUAUGAAAAUAAUUUUGAGAAAAGUUCAUGUCGAAUUUCAAAAUUUGAGACAGUUUCGAACUUUUGUCAAAUAUGAGCAAAGAAAUUGUAGAAUGGAGUUAGAAAAUGGAUUAAAAAUUUUUCAAAAAUGUUUCCAGAAAAUUUACUUAAUUGGUCAAAAAUAAAAAAAUCACAUUCAAGUCUUGAGGAUGGUCAAAAUUUUCUUAUCUGUAUGAAAAUUUGAAAAAGUUCGAUUUUCAAUGUUUUUAAACUUUUUUGAAAUCGGAAAAAAUUAAGAUUUGAGUCUCAGAAAUUCCCAAAAUUCACAAUAUUCCAAUAGUUCUAAUGAGUUUAUAAGUUCGAUCACUCUGGAAAAAAUCGAUCUUUCAUAUCGAUAAAAACUAUUGAAAAUUAGUGAACUUUUGUCAUUUCUGCGACUCAAAUCGAAUUUUUUGUCAAUUCCAAAAGUUCUGAAGUCACAAAUUUCAAAAUUCGACAUAUCGACUUUUUCACACGUGUGGGUUAUAUAUAGAGCAUAAAGGGGACUCCGGGGCCCCCCUCAAAAAUUUUGUAAAAAUUUUUUUUCCCAUUUCCGGUCAAAUCAUGAUAUCUCUGAUGUUUUAAAGAUAUUUUAAGCUGAUCUGCCAUAUCUGGGGCAAAAUGGACCACCAAAAAGAAAUUUGCUACAGAAAAAUUUUUAUUUUCUAAACUAAAAUGAAUUUGAAAAAUUUAUUGAUUAAAGCUCUUUUAGGUCAACAGAUUAUAUUGUGGUUAAAAUCAAAAAAUAAAAAUUUUAAUAAAACUGAUUAUAUCAGCUAAAUAAAUUUUUUUUUUAAUGAAUUAGAAUUCCGUAGAAUUAUAAAGGUACGGAAAUAGUAUAUUUGUGCUUAAAAUCUUUUUUUUCACUUAAAAAAAAAAACAAAAAUUUUUUAAAGCUUUUUUUGGAGGAGGGCCCCAGAAAAAAAAAUAUUUUUUUUUGAGUUUUGGUCAAACCUUAGUGGGUUUGCUUAAGAAAGGUCCAAAUUAGGUUGACCUAUAGAUUAAAAGCCAUAAAAAAUAGAUACCGGCUGGGGGGCCGUCGUGCCCCAGUCUCCCUAUGGCUAAUUUUCAUUUAGAGAUUCAUUUUUCACAGGCAUAUCUAUUGUACUUGACAAAUGUCUAAGAUAUUUUUUCAUUUAAAAAUCAAUACUUAUUAUUAUAAUUAUUGUUACUAUAUAUUUUUUAAGAAACUAAGAUCUUUAUGACUUGAUCAUAUUACUUGAGUAUUUUUUAUUUUUAUCACAAGUUCCGAGAUAAAAAAAUUAAUAUAAUAUAUUUUUGAUUCGUUUAUAAAUAUAAAGUUCAAUUUUUUAUACAACUAAAAAGUAUUGCGUGAAUAUAUUUCGAAUAGGGAAUAAAAAAAUAUAAAAAUCUAAGUUUUUUUUUGUUUCAAAUAAUAUGUCUAUCUUAAUUUCUAAGUAAAUAUUUUUUUAAUUAUUGAACAAAGUGUGAUGUUGUGAAACUGUGAGCUAUGAUAAUUGAAUGAAUAACAUAAUAUUUUUUUAAAUGUAUACAGUACUACACUUAAUCAUUAUGUUUUGAAAGAUAAAUAAUGUCUAUUAAUAUUUUAACUUAGUAUAUACUAUUGUAUAUGAUGAUAAGAGUUGAGAAAGUAAAAUAUUUAUUGAUCCUAAUGAACGCUAAUUUCACUGAUUAUCAGUGUGAUAGUCCAUUGGUCAUAAGGUUUAAAUGUUUUAUCAUAUUAGGCAUUAUAUACAUGUUGAUACCGUCGAUAAUCGAGCUUACUUAAAAAAAUUAUUUUGUUAAAUUUAUGUAUUUAUAUAAAUGUCAAAAAAAAUAUAUUUUGAAUACAAAAUUAAUUAUUCAUUUUAUUAA